Molecule: messenger RNA, 3271 nt
Organism: Phasianus colchicus (ring-necked pheasant)
Lineage: Eukaryota; Metazoa; Chordata; Aves; Galliformes; Phasianidae
Gene: YIPF6
Product: Yip1 domain family member 6
Biological process (GO): endoplasmic reticulum to Golgi vesicle-mediated transport
Cellular component (GO): membrane; trans-Golgi network
Source: RefSeq, a predicted model, not a curated record
GCGACGCGCGCGGCCUCGUUACCACGGACGCUCCGGCGGCGCGUGACGCCGAGGCGCUGCGCGCGGUGAUGACGUAAUCGCGGCGCCACGUCGGCUGUGCGGCCAAGAUGGCGGCGGCGGAAGGCGGUGUAGCGGCGGCGGCGGCCGAGCCUCUGUUUGCAGGCCUGGCAGAUGUGUCGAUAUCUGAGGACAUCCCCGUGGAAGGGGAGAUCACGGUUCCCGUGGGGUCCCAUUCCCCAGAGGAAGAUUUCUCCACGCUGGAUGAACCCGUCAGGGAUACCAUUCUGAGAGAUCUGAAGGCUGUUGGGAAGAAAUUUGUCCAUGUCAUGUAUCCAAAGAAGAGCAGCGCGCUCCUCAGAGACUGGGAUCUUUGGGGGCCUUUGGUGCUUUGUGUCUCACUUGCUCUGAUGCUGCAGGGGGGAUCAGCAGAUAGCAAGGAAGACGGAGGGCCCCAGUUUGCUGAGGUCUUCGUCAUCAUCUGGUUUGGUGCAGUUGUCAUCACACUAAAUUCAAAGCUUCUGGGAGGAACUAUAUCUUUUUUUCAGAGCCUGUGUGUUCUGGGUUACUGCGUCCUGCCCCUGACGGUGGCCAUGCUGGUGUGCAGGCUGGUGCUGCUGGCAGGUUCUGGCACUGUCAGCUUCAUUAUACGCCUGAUUGUAGUGAUUGCUAUGUUUGCUUGGUCAACGUUAGCAUCUACAGCCUUCCUGGCAGACAGCCAGCCUCCGCACCGCAAGGCGCUCGUGGUGUACCCCAUCUUCCUCUUCUACUUCGUUAUCAGCUGGAUGAUUCUCACCUUUACACCUCAGUGAUGUCUGAUCAGAAGAGACUGUGUGACACAGCCUGAAGUUUUACAUGAACACUGCAGUUGAUUGUUGGCUUUAUCUCUUGUUAAUUUAUAUUUGGAGAUAGUCUAAAAAGGCUGCUUAUGGGAUAAAGCCAGAGAAUUGCAAGACUGGUCGCGUGUUCUUGAGAGAGAUGGAAGUCCAGCUACUGAGUUUUUUGUUUAAUUAGCCCUGCUCUUUAGUUGUGUCGACUAAGAAAUGCACACUGUGACAGGGAAUAUUCUGUCUGAGGAAUAGAGGGAGAGAUCUUGGAACUUCAGGAGUUUGAUGGGUUACAAGAUCACACCGCCUGGCAGGGUUCUUGCUUAUGCUUGGAUUCUUGCUCAGGGGGAACAUGCCUUACAUUACUGUUAUGUGUUGGGUGGAUAAGGAAGAAUUUGUUUGAUUCCUGUCCUUUUUCAUUCACUUACAGAGUGGUGAAAUGUAUAUAAAACGCAUCAUAGGACUGUAAGUUUUCACUCUGAAAUCAGAUCUCAGCAAAAAAUAAGUUGGGUCCAGUUUGCUGUUAACUAGAGCUGGGCUGAAGGGGACUGAUUGCCUUUGCUCCUGUCAGCAUUCUCUGUAUUUAUGUUUUGCCCUCUUCAGCAUUAAGAAAGUGUGUUUUAGCCAGAUGUUUCCAACUCUGGCUACACUCACUAAUCCAUACAUCCAAUGAGAAGGGGUGCUUAAGUAGGUAAUUAUAAAUCUUUUUGUGUUCCUCUAGAUUAAAAAGUCCUGAGAAACCAGUGAAGGCUGCUUUGCAGCAGGGGCCUACCUAGUACUCUACGUAUUGAUUAAAAGUGGAAGUAGAAGUGUCUGGGGAGUACAGAAUGUAUCUCUUAAAAAUAAUUGAGAAGUUGAGAGUUGAAGUGUUCAGAUGGUAUCAUAACCAAACCAGGGUGUGGGUCCGAAAGUUUUAAGAUGGGUAGAUCGGAGGAAGGAAAAUAAAUCUUCCUAAAAGGAAGGUGGUGGCUGUUAUGAAGUAGGAUACAAAUUCUGAUCUAGAUUGCUUGUAUGUGACAUUCAUUUGUUUGUUUACAUGGUUGGUGUCUCCACAUAAAUGCAAGGAAAUUUGCAUAUUGUUCCUUUGUACUUAAAAUGAAAUGUGAGAAACUUUUCUAUAUUUUCUUUCCCAACACUUUUUAUAAAAGGAGAGGGGAGGUUUUCUUCUCCAGUAGGACGCCUCCUGCCUGGAGAGCCAUGCACAAACAUGGAAGUGUGUAAUCUAUAUUUCAUCUUAGGGAUUGACUGAGAGCUGGCACAUUGGUUGCUGAAGAUUGUACAGAAGUUCUCAGUAAUCAGGCUGAGGGGGGAGCUUUGGAAUGCUUCGGGGGUGGAAAAGCUGCUGUUAAAAUGUCUUUUUUUUUUCUUUCUGAAAAUGGGCUUUGGAUUUUCGUUCUUCUGUACUAAUGCAGAUGGACCCAAAGUUGAUAUAAAUGGGUCCUGUUGAAGUGUAAAUACACCUAAUUUAUAUUUAUAGAGAAGAGUACCCUUUUCUGCUAUAAGCACUACAAAUACUUGGUAAUUGGGAUGGAAUUGUUAAAUGUGCAGACUGACGUGACAUUGUUGCACUUCUGAGAGGGUAGAGAAGAGGAAAGGAAGAAAUCAGGUAACUGGGAGCUCUGGGCUGUUGCAGAGCAGCAGCAGCGGGCGCGUGGGGCUGAGAGCAGCUGUGUGCCUGCUGGGCUGUGUGCUGCAGGAGGAGCUGUGCUGUUUCGUAUACUUGAGUGUCAAAUGAAGAUGGGAAUUCUUUUAAACGUCCAUUAAAUUAUUACUGUUGAGGAAUGUGAUCUUUUUUCUUUAAAGUGUGCUGCUUUCCUUUCACUGAAGCGUUGGUUGAGCUUUCUGAAGUUGAAAAGGAGUAUUCAAGAGAAGGGGAAAGACACUGAAGCUAUUGACUACUCAAGUUGGAUUCUUUGAGGAAAAACUCCUAUUUAAGCACAAGAAUUUAACUGUUGCUUUUGAGAAAUCCUUGGAAUUCUGUAGUAUUUAGUGUCCAGCCUUGUGAAUUAAUGUGGUUAUAUCAGAAAGAUAAUCAGAGUUCUUUUUGAAAAGAAGGGAAAUUAUUUAAAGAGGAAUUAAACAAAAUCCCAGCUUUUUCCUUAUUUGUUUUUGACUUAGGAAGAAGUCUGGUGGUGGCUUGUUCUGUAACAUAGGGCUUUUGGCUUAUCCAAGGAAGUUAUUUUUAUAUUAGCUAGAUUUACUUUUCAGCUGAUUGCUACAGACUUCAGAGUGGUGUAAGUCUGAAAGAAUGAACAGAGAGAUACUGGUGAUGUGAUGGAGGUUUGUUUUCUAACUUGUAGUCCUUCAGUGUGGAAACCAUCGCCUAAAACCACGAAAGCAGGAUGUAUAAUGCUGAAGACUUGCUGCAGAGCUGUAGCUGGCAGGGGGCAGGCAGGGAGCUAGAUUUUCCUGAGUUCGUGUCUCCAAUUGAAUAAAUUACAGCUCAA